Messenger RNA from Diceros bicornis minor, 1647 nucleotides. RefSeq names its product proline rich 22 (gene PRR22). Lineage: Eukaryota; Metazoa; Chordata; Mammalia; Perissodactyla; Rhinocerotidae. The record is from RefSeq and is a predicted model, not a curated record.
UGACCGCAUCUCCCGGCCGCCCCCCAGGGCCCAGUAAGGUCUUGAUAACAAGGAAGCCACCGGGGCUCUGAUGGGGCCCUCGGCCCGCGAGGGUGUGGAUCAGGGCAGGCUGCCUGGAGGAAGCGGUCUUGGGGCUGUCAAAUGGAGGGCAGCAGACCAGGCCUGGGGUCCGCUCUGCUGUUUGUGGGAUCUGUCUCUAGCUGCCUUGCUUUCCCCGUCUGCCCCCCGCCCACCCCCCAGACCCGGAACCCUGACCAGUGGGCGGGCCGCAGCCUGGAACCCGCCGCCAGGAGCAACUGGGCAAACAGAACUCGGCCGGACCCUGAGCCUGUUGUCCGGGUGGCCGCCUCUGCUCCCACCUGCCGCCCCCCUGACCCGCCUGGGCCAGCCCCCCGCCUCUCGAUGCAGCACCCCAAACCCUUCUACGCACCCGCAGCAACCCAGGAAGGCUUCAGCCCCCGGGGCCUGGACGGCACUGAGGGGCCGGGCGGCCAGCCCGCUCCCGCCUGCACGGAGCCCCUUCCCGCCGUGGGUUCCUCCAACCUGUAUCACCCCCCAAACCCAGAAAAAGAGGUGUUUCCAGUGCCGCCCGCAGGUUUCCAGAUGGCGCCCUGCGGCUGUUUCUUCGACCCCCGCAUCUACCGCAUUGAGUGGGCCUCCGCCGACUUCGGCCAGUCGCUGCUGUACAAGCUGGUGGCGGUGGGCGGCGGGGGGCCGGCCGGGGGCCCCGCCUCGCCGGGCACCUACCCGCUGGAGCCCCAGCGCUACCCCAAGAAGGCCGCGGGGCCGCCCCCGCCGUACCCCACCUACCAGCCGGCGCCCGGGGGUCCCCCCUAUCUGGUGUCCUGCUUCUCGCCCGACGGGCCCGAGGCCCUGGGCUUCGUGGGGGACGGGGUGCCCCCCGCCUUCGUGGAGCUGCCCACGCCCCCGCCCCUGCUCAAGGGCAGCCCGGCCCCCCCUCCGCCCCCCAAAGAGAACAAGCCGCCCCCACUGCUCGUCACGCCCCCCAACGAGGCCACACUGUCCCCCGCCACCUACGGCCACUUCAAGGGCCGCCAGAGCCAGCUGCACGGGCCUGGGGAGCCCCUGGCCUUGCCCCCCAGGGAGCCCGGGCCAGGCCCGCUGAUGCCCCCAGGGGAGCCCAAGGCGGCCGAGGGCACCCCGCUGGGGGCGGGCGAGGCGGGGACCCCCCAGGCGGCCAGGGCCGCAGCGCUGCCCGACAAGGUGAUGCUCGAGGACGCCAUGAAGCUCUUCGACUGCCUGCCGGGCGUCCCCGGGCCCGAGGGCACCCCGAGCAAGGUCCCCGGGCUGCCCCUGCCCGACGGGGCGGGCGGCGGGGGCGACUCCUCAGGUGACAUCCGCUCGCUGCGCCUGCCCGAGGAGCUGCUCUCCUUCGACUACAGCGUGCCCGAGAUCCUGGACGCCGUGUCCCACGUGGACUGCUUCUUCAAUUUCCGGGCCCUAGAGGACGAGCCGCCGCCCCCGCCCGCGCCCUCGCCGCCCCCCGCGCCCCCCGGCCGGAGGAAGGCGGGCACCUCGGCCGCCAAGAAGGGCAGGCAGGGAGGCAAGAGCAGGCAGGCCACCGCUGUCCCCCCGGGGCCCAGGCCAGACCUGGGAGCCGCCCCCCAUUAAAGCCGAUUUGAGCUC